Messenger RNA from Acanthochromis polyacanthus (spiny chromis), 926 nucleotides. Its product is annotated as homeobox protein vent1-like. The coding region runs from base 8 to 757 and encodes 249 amino acids. Gene Ontology annotation, biological process: regulation of transcription by RNA polymerase II; cell differentiation. The transcript has 3 exons. The record is from RefSeq and is a predicted model, not a curated record. Gene Ontology annotation, molecular function: RNA polymerase II cis-regulatory region sequence-specific DNA binding; DNA-binding transcription factor activity, RNA polymerase II-specific. NCBI's taxonomy places the organism in Eukaryota, Metazoa, Chordata, Actinopteri, Pomacentridae. Gene Ontology annotation, cellular component: nucleus.
UGCGAACAUGGUGAAGUACUUUUCUGUGGACUGGCUGGCCCAGAGCCACCACAGCGGCACCACGGAGGAGGAGCACAGAGCUGGCAUGGAUACCCCGGUAACCUCCAGACCUCAUAUUCCCUGCAUGGUGCAGCCGAGCCCUCCGACUUUGGGCAAAAGUUACCUGCAGCCAAAACCCAAAUCAUCAAAGCCCACAGAAAACAUGGAGCCUGUGGAGAAGAAAGGAGACCAGGACUCCAGGCUGUGCUCACCUUUACAUCUAACAAAUUGCUCGUCACCAAUUUUAGAAACCAGUGGUUAUUCCUCCGGGUACGAGAGCGAAGCAGCCUCCUCCGAGUGUCUGUCUUUGGAUGAGGGCAUGGAGGCGGAGAAAGACGGACCACGGCGCCGUGUGCGCACAAAGUUCACUCCCGAGCAGAUCAGCAAACUGGAAAAGAUCUUCAACAAGCACAGAUACCUGGAUGCUGGCGAGAGAGUGAAGACAGCGCAGAAGCUCAGCCUCACAGAAACCCAGGUGAGGACCUGGUUCCAGAACAGGAGGAUGAAGCGGAAACGCGAGUUGCAGGACUAUCCCUCCCCGCAAGUGAUCUUCCAGCAUCUCCCCCUGGUUCAGUGCCAAGGCAUGGCCGGACAGCGACCUCUCUAUGCCGCCACGGACCGGGCCUUCUACCCACUCCCCGUCCCGCAGCUGCUCCUCCGGCAGCAGAUGCCUCUUCAGCACCCGCCUCAUCUCAUGAUCCACCCACGUUUUUACUGAGCAGCUGUCACAACAUAAAGACCUUUCCUACUGAAACACUUAAUUUAAAGUUGCUUUACUUGAUGUUUGUUUGUUUGUUUGUUUUUUAUUAAUGUUGAUAUAAAUGUAAAUAACGACAGAACAAGCUAUUUAUCAUUGAAUAAAGUGUAUCCUCUUUGCCUGUUGUAAA